This is a messenger RNA of Somion occarium, 845 nucleotides long. The record is from the annotation of a GenBank genome assembly. NCBI's taxonomy places the organism in Eukaryota, Fungi, Basidiomycota, Agaricomycetes, Polyporales, Cerrenaceae.
AACUUCAACUCAGCGUUCAACGUUCCACCUUAUCGCCUCUCGCUCGUAUUCAAUUGAAUCUUUCCUGAAGCCCAAUCAUUAUGGCACCUCGAGGACUAUCUGCUGAGGAGAAGCGUGUUCGACUGCUGGAGAUCUUCCAUGAAACGAAGGACUUCUUUCAGCUGAAGGAACUCGAGAAGCUGGGUCCGAAAAUGAAAGGGAUUGUAUCCCAGACCGUGAAGGAAGUCCUUCAAUCCCUUGUCGAUGACGGCCUCGUUCAGGCGGACAAGAUUGGAUCAUCAAACUUUUUCUGGAGCUUCCCUUCUCAACACGGAACCAUGAUGCAAAACCGCCUCAAUACAGUUAAACAAAAUCAAGCGGCGUACAAGAAUCAGCUAACUGAGUUGCAAGUUGCGAAAGAGACGGAAAAGGCAUCGCGGCUAGAGACCCUGGAACGUAUAAAUGCCUUGGCUAAGCUCUCUGCUGCACAAAAGGAGCUCUCCUUACUGGAGAAAGAACUUGGUCAAUACGGCGCUUGCGAUCCCGCAGUCGUGGAAGACAAGAAACGAGCAGUUAUCCUGGCGAAGGAAGCUGCUAUUCGCUGGACCGACAACUAUGCCAUGCUCCUUUCCUACUUCACGCGCCAGUUCGGGGUUGAUCCUGAAGAAAUCAGGAAACAUCUAGGCGUGGACGAAAAUUACGAAGAUAUCCUCUGAACUCCUCGAAUAACAUGAUCUGGCUGGCUGGCUUCCGGAUAUACCUGCUUCUCUGUUCUGGUGCUUUCUGUUAUCGAUUUGUGGAUACUCUCGCAAGGACUUGUUGUAACGGUCUCUCCUCGCAAUGCAAAAUGAAAGCUGUAAUCUCUC